CCACUACCACCGAUUUCCGUGACGUCUGUGCGUGAGACCGCUGAAGGGAUAUACCCACCAGUGCGUGGUGUCAAGACUCAAGGCCACCUCCACAAACAUUCAUCAGGAGAAGGUCCCCGUUGAAAAGAUGGCGGCGUCCAUCCCUUUUCCAUUCAACCCCCAGAUCCCGGUGACUCCGCCACCAGAUCAAGCGUCAUUCACGAAAGGCCCCCCUUUAUCCCCUGACCUGCUGAAGGUUUUCGCUCAGCAGGCCUACGGACCGAUGGGAGCGAAGCCCGGGGAGGCAGCGGAUAAGCUAUCGAAGACGUCUGUCCCCUCGGCGACGGAGAACCCGACACAACCACACGGCCCCUCCGGCGGGGGUCUCGAUCCGAGAUACCUCGCCAUGGCAUCACGGAUUGCCGCGUACUACCAGCAGCGGUGCCAGGCGGUCGCCAGAUACCAGCAGCACAGAUGCCAGGUUUGGGCAAACACGCAUCGGCAGAAGUGUCAGGAGACCAUGCAAGCUGCCAUGCUGGUAGUUGCAUGGUAUGUCCGAGAUCGCAUCCAACGCCGGCGGAGGCGACAGAGGCGUCAAUUUAGGGGAGGCUUGUCGGCGAGACGUUCGAGACCGACCGCCGCGAAGGGCCAAUCAGUCAGACGCUGGAUCAUGGGUGUCCCCAAAGAUGUCCUGUCAGCCAGCGAGCCGUUUGGGGGGAAGUUUGCCGACCAGGAAGAAAACGACUUCUCGAUAGAUAAAGAGUCGACGCCGGACAAGGACAGCAAGCUCUUUGACGUUGCGGAUAACCUGAUCAAGAGUCAACUCUCCCGAAUCGAUGUCCCACUGAUGGGAACACUAUCCUUCGACGAGAGCGACAGCGAGACCGAAGCAGAGUCCGGCUCCCGAGGCGACUACGACGAUGAAAUGGCAGAAGAGUAUGAUGAUGAUGGCGAGGACAGUGAGAUGGCUGAGGACGACGACUAUGACGACGACGGUGAUCUGGAAGGCGAUGAUAAUAUAGGGUCCCAAGAAGUACAAAUUGGCACCGGGAAAGGCAGUCGAAAGCGUACUCGGAGUUCGGUUUCAUGAGGGAGGCUUGGAACCUUGUCGGGCUAAUAAAGAGGUCAUCACAGGAUAACAUGUGUUUAUUUAAAACCUACGGUUUUUAGUGAGAAAACUUGCGAGAAGAUCACAAGCACAUCAACGUUUACACCAGACAGAACCUAUGCAAUGCCCCCUUAAUCCUAGCAUGUGCAAAGGUUCCAUUUAACA
Messenger RNA from Phialemonium atrogriseum, 1252 nucleotides. RefSeq lists its product as uncharacterized. NCBI's taxonomy places the organism in Eukaryota, Fungi, Ascomycota, Sordariomycetes, Cephalothecales, Cephalothecaceae. The coding region runs from base 128 to 1069 and encodes 313 amino acids. The transcript has a single exon. The record is from RefSeq and is a predicted model, not a curated record.